AUGGUCGUGGGCGCCUGGGUCCUCUCUGGCCUCAGCGACCUCCAGGCGGACGAUUUCUUGCACCGCGUCCUCGAGUGGCUGGUGCCUGAGGGUCACUUCGUCUUCAGAGAGGCGUGCGGCUUCCAUGAAGAUACUCGGCCAUCAAACAGCACGUUGCCGAGAUCUCCAGUGUUUUACUGUCAAAUGCUGCAUUCAGUUACUACCAAGUCCUCUUCAUUUACCAUCUUGAGGGCUACAAGUUUACAGUCAUACGUUACUCAUGAGGGUGACCCCACCAAGUUGUGCUUUCUGGCUCAGCGCUCAGAGGUGAACAGCAGGACAAGGCACGCUGUGGACAUUCGGUAUUCUAAAUCUUUUAUCCUUAGGAUGGAAAGAUUACUCGGCCACACGUGGCUUUCAACUGGAGGCGAGUCCACAACAAGGAAAGGGAUUAUGUACUGGACAUUAGUUGACAACAUAGGACACUCCGAAAAGCAAACAGAAAAAAAAUAUAUUUCACUGCCUGUUGAUUUGACUGGAAUCCUUAGAUUACCCCUGGGUUAG
Messenger RNA from Penaeus indicus, 543 nucleotides. RefSeq lists its product as uncharacterized. NCBI's taxonomy places the organism in Eukaryota, Metazoa, Arthropoda, Malacostraca, Decapoda, Penaeidae. The record is from RefSeq and is a predicted model, not a curated record. Bases 1 to 543 code for a protein of 180 amino acids. The transcript has 4 exons.